Messenger RNA from Fundulus heteroclitus (mummichog), 5378 nucleotides. Its product is annotated as NACHT, LRR and PYD domains-containing protein 12-like. The record is from RefSeq and is a predicted model, not a curated record. Lineage: Eukaryota; Metazoa; Chordata; Actinopteri; Cyprinodontiformes; Fundulidae. Bases 345 to 3701 code for a protein of 1118 amino acids. Gene Ontology annotation, molecular function: protein binding. The transcript is spliced from 12 exons.
CUAAAUCUGUGAAGCCUGAACAGGCGGGUCUGGUACAGGCUUUUGACAACCAAAUGCUUGUCUGGUGAGUCAUAAGGAAGUGAAAAAAAAGUUUGUCUCACGUGACCACGUUCAACAGAGACUGGCAGCUGGGACCACUUAGGUUUCCUUUUCAUGUCAGUUAGGAGAAAGUCUAGUUAAUGUUUUCUGCUUGGAGUAAAGGGACCUUUCUUGUUUAACAUCAACAUCCAGACUGAAGGAACUAUGUCAUGAUGGGCAUACGGGAGGAGGGUAAACUUUUUUUAUGUGUUAGCGCAUUCCUUAACUUUCUUUAGUCUGCAGUUGGGCUGUCAGAAAAACUGAGUAUGGAAGACCGCUUUGCAGCUGGGCGGGCUGUCGACGAGGCAACAUCACAGCAAAAUCAAAAUAAGACAGAAGGCACGGUCAUCUCCGCCCACCAUGGAAGCAUCAUCAAUGCAAACCAUUUUAAUAAUGUACACGCAAAUAAUAUUACUUUUAACACAAGCUGUACACAUGUUCCAGCCCAGACAGACCAAGCUAAUGUUGUCACUCCCAAACUGGAAGAGAACAUCCAACGUUGUCAAGAUGAAUUAAAAGGCUACCUUCGGUCAAGAACAGAGACUCUGUUUCCAGGAAUGGCAGAAGAAUCCUCGAACCUUUCUUUAAACAAAACCUAUACAGAGCUGUACAUCACAGAGGGAGGCAGUGGUGAAGUCAACAGGGAACAUGAGAUCAUUGAGCUGGAGUGCACAAGGUGUACAAACGAAGAAAAAAAAAUCCAUCUCAAUGAUAUUUUCAACGCUUUACCAAAUGAAAAGUAUCUCCAAAAAAGAGUUCUGACUAAAGGAAUCGCUGGUAUUGGAAAAACCGUGGCUGUUCAGAAAUUCACUCUGGACUGGGCAGAUGGAAAAGCAAACCAUUUGUUUCAUUUUGUAUUUCCCUUCACAUUUAGAGAUCUAAACUUGAUAAAUGAGAAAAGUGUCAGUCUUAUUGAUUUAAUAUGUGACUAUUUUGAAGAGGUCCAGGACUUGAAAGAUUCAGUAUACAAGCAAUCUAAUCUUUUGUUCAUCUUUGAUGGCCUGGAUGAAAGCAAAUAUCCUCUGAACUUUGAGAAUAACGCGAUGUGUCGCAGUGUUACAAAGACUACAACAGUUGACGUCAUACUCACAAACUUAUUCAAAGGCACACUGCUGCCAAAAGCUUCGGUCUGGAUCACAACUCGACCAGCUGCAGCCAAUAAGAUUCCUCCAAAUUGCAUUAACAUAGUGACAGAGGUACGAGGCUUUAAUGACGAGCAAAAGGAGGAAUACUUUCGAAAGAAUAUCGGUGACAAGAAUGUUGCUCAAAGGAUCUUAGAUCAUCUUCUGUCGAAACCUUUGAGAAGUCUUUACAUCAUGUGCCACAUUCCUAUUUUUUGUUGGAUUUCAGCCACUGCACUUCAGAGCCUUCUGUCAAAUCAGGAUCAAAAUGAACUCCCCAAAACUCUAACAGAAAUGUAUAUGCACUUCCUGAUCAAACAGACAGAGUUGAAAAAACAAAAAGAUUACCACGGAGGUGAUCCGGACAAAGAUAUGGUCAUGAAAUUGGGAAAACUGGCAUUUGAACAGCUGGAAAAGGGGAACAUAAUCUUCCAUGAAGAAGACUUGAAAGAAUGCAACAUUGACCUGAAACAAGCUGCUGUUUAUUCCGGUGUUUGCACACAGAUCAUAAGAAAAGAAAGUGGUCUUCACAAAAAGGUUGUUUACUCUUUUAUACAUUUAAGUGUCCAGGAGUUUCUUGCAGCUCUGUAUGUACACAAGACCUUCGUAGAGCAUGGGGAAAAUCUUCUCAGCAAAAAAACUGUGAAAGUGGUGUCUGUGGGAGGAGAAAGUCCGGUCAUUUUUCUACAUAAAAGUGCAGUGGAUAAAGCUUUGGACAGUGAUUAUGGACAAUGGGACUUGUUCUUACGGUUCCUGCUGGGUCUGUCUCAAGAUAAAAACCAGGAGCUUCUUAGGAAAGUCUUCGGAGCAAAAGACAGACUUCCACAGAGCCGCGAGGAGACAAUCAUCUACAUUCACCGUAAAAUAGAGAAGAUGUCAUAUACCAACCAGGGCAUUAAUCUAUUCCACUGUUUAAAUGAGUUGGGAGACCAAUCUCUUGUGGAGCAAGUCCAAAGGUUCUACAAGUUGGGGGAUGUCAGUAAGAUUUUACCGGCCCACUGGUCGGCUCUGGCUUUCGUGCUACUUGUUUCCAAUGAUGACUUGUCUGUUUUUGAUCUGAAAAAGUAUCAUGGAUCUGAUGCAGUUCUAGAGAGGCUGCUACCAGUGCUCAAAGCAUCAAGGACAGCUUUGUUAAGUGAGUGUAACCUCACUGACAGGUGCUGCAGUAACAUUUCUUCAGCUCUCACCAUGAAGUCUGGUGGCCUGGAAGUGCUGGAUUUAAGCGGAAAUCGUCUGAAAGACUAUGGAGUAGAACUGCUGGCUGAGAGCCUAAAGAGUCCCAACUGCAAACUUAAAGGACUCCGAUUAAAACAGUGCGGCAUAACAACAGAAGGAUGUCAGCAUUUGGCCAGAUGUAUAGCUUCCAAUCCAUCUUAUCUGAGAGAGCUGGAUCUCAGCAAAAACAAAUUUCAUGAUGAGGGAAUGAAGCUUCUUUCUGGUGUUCUCAGGAAAUGCUAUUUGGAAACACUGAGGGUGUCUGAGUGCGGUCUUAAGGCAAAAGGAUGCACAGACCUGGCAUCCGCUCUUUACUCCAAUCCAUCGUACCUAAAGAACUUGGAUCUGAGCAGGAACAGCUUCGAUAGAACAUCGGUGGAUCAGCUUUCUGACUUCCUGAAGCACCCUGACUGCCAGCUGCAACGAUUGUGGCUGUCUGAAACCAACUUACAAAGAGAAGGUGCAGCUGUUCUGGUCUCAGCUCUGAACCCGAUUCACCUGAAGGAAUUAGACCUGGGAGCCAAUCAAAUAGGUGAUGCUGGGGUGCAGGAAAUUUCUGCACUGCUACAGAGCCCACACAGCAAAAUUGAAGCCCUGAGACUUGCAGAUUGUUGCUUUGAGGAUAAAGGCUGUGCUGCGUUGUUGUCAUCUCUAUUGACAAACCCGGCCCAUUUAAGAGUCCUGGAUCUGGAAUGGAACUACUUUAAAGAAGAAAGUGUUGAAAAACUCUCAGCGCUCUUGGAAAACCACAGCUGUCAACUAGAAACACUAAAACUUGCAGCUUGUCGCUUUAAAGAUGAAGGCUCUGCUGCGUUGUUGUCAUCUCUAUUGACAAACCCGGCCCAUUUAAGAGUCCUGGAUCUGGAAAGAAACAUCAUUAAAGAAGAAAGUGUUGAAAAACUCUCAGCAUUCUUGGAAAACCACAGCUGUCAACUAGAGAUACUAAACCUGAGCUGCUGCUUUACAACACCAGAUGGAUGCAAGCCUCUGAUUUUGGCUUUUAGCCGCUGCUCUUUCCUCCGAGAGCUCAACCUCUCGUACAACCCCAUCACCAGCGAGAGCCUGAAGCUGGUGUGUGAUUGGUUAAGCAAAGCCGAAUGUAAACUAGAGGUACUGAGGUUGUCCCAUGUGGAGGAGAGCACCUGUGAGCUGCUGGCUGUAGCUCUGAGGUCAAACCCUUCACACCUGAAAGAGCUGGAGCUGAUCAAAAGUCAUCCAGGAGAAUCGGGUCUGAAGAUGCUGACUGAUUUACAGAACAACAAUUUCAAACUGAUUCUGACAGACUGAAUGUAGAACAGACCACCUCAGUGACACUGACAGAAACACUGACGAUAUCAGGGUUGUUUUUAAAUGUAUGCCUGCUUGAGCAUUACGCGCCUUUAUUCGCCUUUUUACAGAAUGUCUUUCAGUUUGUUCAUCAACUAAAUAUAAUCUUCAGGAAUCCUCAGACUUCAGAAAGUCUUUAAACUGAAUAUCUGUGACAUUUUCUUUACAUUUGCAGGUUUUUUGACAUGUUAACUUUUUGACAAUCUCAAGUCAACAUGAAUAUAUUUUUGCCCACUUAACAAUCAUGUGUUAGCAGAGUUUCAAGUCCGUUCAAUACCUCUGUGAUGACAUUAUGAUGUUUGCAUAUUUGGGUUCAGCCCGGAGGAACCUGAAAGCUGUAGUGGUAUCUGAUCCAGAAGGCGUGGUCCCUGCCCAUCUACGUGGCUUGGUCACGAGAGAAUUUGUUGGACUGAAAAUGAAACUGAACAAUCUGGAUAACCAGGCGACAAAGAGAGGCAGAAAAAAGGCAGCAGUGAUGUAGCUUUUCUUUGCCAAGCCUGCGCAGCUGCACAGUGAGACAUGUGAGUUUCUCUGUUUGGGUGUGACUUCCUGUUUUUACAGGGCAGGACUGGUAGCUGCUGCUUCACCGUUGCAGCCCACAUCCACUUUUUGGGAGAGUGUGCUUAAGGAGCGGCAGGACCUGAUAUGCGUAUGGCUUCACUGGCCUAACAGCUGUUAUUGUUCUUAACUACUGCGACUUGUCCUCAUGGCCUUGAUUGGAGGGAGCCAUGUUUGCGACUGUCUCUGUGUCUCUGGUGGUGGAGUGGGGGGAUUAUAAGACUGCAACAUUGAUUGAUGGUACAAUUAACACAUAAAGGGAUGCUCGAGACUGUGAUUCAUAAAUGUAAGGUUGUAUAUUCGUAUGUGGCCCAAUCAUUAAAACAGUGCUGUGUUCAAAGGGUUAAUCCUGUUAUAAACACUACUUUAAUUAAAAUAAUCAUGUAAUAUAAUCUAGAUUUAAUGUGUUUUAAUUACUGGAUGCAGUCUGAUUUUAAGCUGCCCGGCCAACUGGCUUUUGGUGUUAUAUUGCACAGGAACAAUAACCGUACUUUUCAAUCAGCAUUAUUGAUUUUAUUUGGCAGUUUGCACACAAGAUGGCAGUAUAGUGUCAGAAGCAAUGGGUGUGGUCACCUUGUAUUUAGAAAGAGAUAGCGGUUAAAUAAAACAUUAUUUUUAUUAGGUAAAAGUCAAACAGCUGCAUGUUUAGAAUGUAAAGACAUAAAAAGUGUAGAACAUAUAUUGUUACAAUUCAGGAAAUGUAAGGAUGAGAGGAUUAGGCUAAAUCAAAAGACAAAACAGGCAGGAAGAAACUGGGCCAUUGGAUGUUUAUUCAGAGCAACAGGAGAGGGGGUGAGGAAAACACAGAAAGCUGUGCCAUUUUUUUAGGGGUAUAUUAUAGGACUGAAGAAGAAUAGAGGUUUGAUUAUUGACACCCAGAAAACCUGAUUGCUUUUGUUUUUGCUUCAUUUUGUUUCCUAGGGAAUUAGCAACCACAGAGAUGAUUUUGACAUCUCUGUUGUCUUAUGUAAAUUAUUAAGAGAAAUGUGAAUGUAUUUGAUUAAUUUUAUAGAUUGUGUGUAUAAAUGUGUAUUAUAUUAGAUGGAUUUAGAAACUAACAUUAAAAUCUUAAUGAAACUA